CUAAAGGACCUUUUCAGUCUCCCGGAGCAGGGUUUUGAUAUUUCUCUAGCUCAACAACAGUUGCAUAAAGAGCAUGAUUGCGAACACAAAAUGGAUUCGUCGCUAGAAGCGCACACCAAGUUUCUGGAAUCUCUUGGUAUAGCUGGCAUCAGUCACCACAGUUUGCUAUUCUCCAAGACUUCCCCCGUGACAGUUUUACGAGACGAACUACUGACAAGGAUUAGGAGGCGAUCAACAUAUCCGAGUAGCUCAUCUUCGUGUUACCCUCAUAAACAAACUUAUGCCAAUGCUCGAUUUGCUUUCAACCGAAAGGAUGUUGCGCAAAGGAAGAACCUCUCCCCAAAUAUUUCCAUCAAGUUGAUAGAAUCACAAGUUAAUUGCAUGUCUCAAGUUUAUGCAAACAAGGUAGUGGCGGCAAGGUUACAGAAACAUGUUGCUGGGUUGAGUUCAGAGAUCCAUAAGCUGCGAAUGUUCAAACUUCGUUAUUACUUGAAGUUCGUUAAAUGAAACCAUGAGAUUUUGUUGUGAAACAUAACCUUCAUGUUUUGAUGCAUGUUCCACUCUACAAAAUGCUUUACUACUUGAAGUUCAUGCUAUUAUGUCUUUUGUUAGGUCUCUUUGGCCGCGUUUUGGUCAUGUCAACCAGACA
This is a messenger RNA of Helianthus annuus (common sunflower), 649 nucleotides long. Its product is annotated as protein CHROMATIN REMODELING 24-like. The record is from RefSeq and is a predicted model, not a curated record. The transcript is spliced from 5 exons. Lineage: Eukaryota; Viridiplantae; Streptophyta; Magnoliopsida; Asterales; Asteraceae. The coding region runs from base 91 to 507 and encodes 138 amino acids.